AAGUGCACGCCAUCUGCAAUGUCCAGCCUGACCCGAAAUCUUCACAGAAGGUGACUGGGUCUAUCAAAUUUGUCCAGGCUCCCGGCCAGCAGAUGAGCAUAGAUGUAGACAUCAGUGGCCUUGAUCCUGUGGACGCUGGGACCCCGGAUGUUAAGUUCCUCCACGGCUUUCACGUACAUGAGUACGGCGACACGACGGGGGGCUGCACCAGUACUGGGGGUCACUUCAACCCUCGUGGGGUCAGCCAUGGGGGGCCCACUGACGCUGUAAGACACCCUGGAGACUUUGGCAAUCUGAAACAGGACCCGAGUGGGCAGAUAGUGACGUCAUUCCAUGAUCCAGUGGCCACUCUGUUCGGGGUGGAGUCCAUUAUUGGCCGGGCGAUUGUG
Aplysia californica (California sea hare) is the source of this 389-nucleotide messenger RNA. Its product is annotated as superoxide dismutase [Cu-Zn]. Gene Ontology annotation, biological process: removal of superoxide radicals. The record is from RefSeq and is a predicted model, not a curated record. Gene Ontology annotation, molecular function: copper ion binding; superoxide dismutase activity. Lineage: Eukaryota; Metazoa; Mollusca; Gastropoda; Aplysiida; Aplysiidae.